Molecule: messenger RNA, 1047 nt
Organism: Cyclocybe aegerita
Lineage: Eukaryota; Fungi; Basidiomycota; Agaricomycetes; Agaricales; Hemipholiotaceae
Source: the annotation of a GenBank genome assembly
AUGCGCCGCCUCGGCCUCGCGACACCGCAUUCGGAUUCCUACUUUUCAAGCGAUUUCAAGCUCGAAUCUUUUGUUGUCAAAUACUUUCCCCACUGGUCUUCUGGUUCAGCCACGGAUGCACACAAAGAUCUAGCCACCCAUCCGACCAUCCAUGAGCUGGCCAUCGACCACAACAUAUGCAUGAGAACUAACUCCGACCUCGUGACACAGUACCCUUGGUCGCAGUUGACGAGCCUCGUUAUUCUUGAGCGCCUCUCCCUCGAUCAAUUUCAACAUCUACUCAGGGGUUGCUUCCAACUUCGAAAUGGCGUUUUUCAUCUUUUCUCUGACCUACGCGACGAAGAAUUCGACAUGAUGGCAACAGGCGACAAACCCUCUGUGCAUGCGACUCUCCAAGAUCUAUUCAUCGAUGCAGGGUGGGUCCAGCAUCCUAGGUAUCGAUAUCCAGGCGCACAGGCUACAAAGACGGCGUUGGUCGCACCGAGUGUUCUCCAGCUGCACCGAUUCCCUGCCAUGAAGACUCUUACGAUUCGAUCCGACGAUGACGUCGGCUACGAAUAUCAUGCUUUCGAUAGACCGCUCGUUUUUGAACAAUUCGAAGCGCUACAAGAGCUCACUUUAACAGGAAAAUGGGGAGACUCCCUUCCAUGCGCGCAGGACUUAAUGAAAUCAUGCCCCAACGUUCGUCGGCUCGUCUUCGAGCCAUCCAAGUCCCAGCACAGCAUCGACCUUCUCGAUUUCCUCGCAUUGAAUCUCAUGUUCCUUCCCCGCCUUUCGACCUUUGUGCUACACCUUCGUGACGGCUACGAGGAGACUGAUGACGAAGAGAGCGACAGCUCCGGUCCAAUAAAACAUAGCCGGCAAAUUUGCGAUGCGGUCCUCAAUAACGUCGUCAAUAUGGUGCAGGCACGCUGCUCGACCUCUAUUCGGCCUGAGAUGCGACUACGAGAACUCCGGAUAUCCUUUCAACUACUAGCUUUCAGGAAGGCAUCUAAACGGCGGGAGGAUGAAUUUCGUCAGACGUUGACCGCGUAUAUCGCUGCCUGA